Molecule: messenger RNA, 1473 nt
Organism: Fonticula alba
Lineage: Eukaryota; Rotosphaerida; Fonticulaceae
Exons: 5
Coding region: 42-1352 (436 amino acids)
Source: RefSeq, a predicted model, not a curated record
CCCCGCCCCUCCUCCUCCCUCCUUCCCACUCGUCUUUUGCCAUGUCGUCCUCCGUCUCCUCCGAGACCCCCAAGAAGCCCACUCAGACCUCGGCCUCUCGCCGUAAGGCGCAGAAGUCCUCCACCUUCUCGCUGGAGGCUUUCCAGACUACCCCCUGCUGGGAUGGCGAGGUCGAUGACCGCCCCAUGCUUGAGUCCGAGGCCCAGCCCAUUCGCUCGACUGAGCAGCUCAGCCACCAGCUUCACAAUGCCAGCCUGAGCGGUGGGCGCCAUGGCGGCCACCAUCACCACCACCGCCGCGGCGGUGACCACGGUGGCGAUGGCUUCAGCCGGUCGGACAUGAGCCGCCAUGGUGACGGGCGCUUCCCCCCGCCCGGCGGUCACUCCCACCACCACCACCACCAGCACCACCCGCGCGGUGGGGACCGCUUCCAUGACGGGCACUUCGAGCGCGGCGAGCAGCAGCACCAGCAGCACCACUAUGACGACCGCAACGCCGGCGCUCACCAUGCCCCGGCGCAUGCCCCCUUCCACCCGCACCAUGGCGGCCAGCACCACGCACCGGCGCACCACUACGACGAUCGCCGCCAGUUCGAUGACCGCCGGCACUACGAUGAUCGCCGCCAGUUUGACGACCGCCGGCACUACGACGACCGCCGCCAGUUCGAUGACCGCCGGCAUUAUGACGAUCGCCGCCAUGCCCCCUCGCACUACGACGAUCGCCGCCACAGCCCCUCGCACUAUGACGACCGUCGCCAGCACUAUGACGACCGCCGCUCGGCCCCCAUGCGCGAUGGUGUUGCGCCCCUCAUGCGGUCCAGCUUCCGCGCGCAGCCCUCUCGCCCCUCGGGCCCUCCGCCUGUGCCCGCUUCGCCGCCCUUCGUGACCUUCGUCCGUGGCUUGCCGGAGGGCACCACGCCUGAGGAUAUUGAGCACUUCGCCUCGCCGCACGCUGUUUCCAAUGUCAACAUUUUCCAGGUCAAGUCUUCCUUGUGCUGCCGCUUCGAGGUCGAGUCUGCCGACGCUCUCUCUCACAUCAUCGGGUCUCGCAACAACACCCCCUUCCGCCUUGACAUCCCCAACAGCCCGAUCGUCUUCGUCGAGCCGGCUCGCAUUACCCCCCCUCGCGAGCCCAUUGCCUGGCGCCCUGCCAGCGGCUCCGCCACCACCCCGGCCCCCGCUCGGACCACCACCUACAUCAGCAGCUCCUCGACCAACCCCUUCGGCCAGGCGCGCCCGGUCGACACGGCCAAGGCGUACAUGGGUUCCACGACGCCAAAGGUCGAUGCCCCUGACGGCAGCGCCGAGACCGCCGACGAGUCUGAUGCCGCCCCCCCGGCCACCGCCAACUGAGGGGGACCAGCAGCGUGCAAAUGAACGAGAGCCUGGGAGACCCGGGCAUGCGGCCACCCGGCGGGUGGCGGGCUUCCCCUCUGUCCUCGCCUCCCUCCUCCUCCUGCUCUCCUCCGUCUUU